Messenger RNA from Peniophora sp. CBMAI 1063, 1890 nucleotides. The record is from the annotation of a GenBank genome assembly. NCBI's taxonomy places the organism in Eukaryota, Fungi, Basidiomycota, Agaricomycetes, Russulales, Peniophoraceae.
AUGACACCACCGGGCGACAGCGGUGCUAGACGCGCGCGGGCGAAACAGGCCUGGCUAUCCUUUCUCAAAACCCGAGCUCCUUUCGAAGGUCCUACCUCGUCAAGUGAUGCCCAAGAGCUAGACGACGAGCUAGCGGUCUUAGGCGAAGUGGUGGCUGUGGCGCGGAGACAGCGCAACGCACGCGUCGCAUGGCCGUGCAGGCUUCCGGUCGAAGUUCUGGCAAUGAUACUGCUCGAGGUCAAGAUCAUAUGGAGCCCCGAAAUGACACGGAUGACAGAACGAGACCUGGAGGAGGACGAGGAAUUUCGCGCGUUUGACCCUUCGAAAUGGUGUUCUCACCAAACGCGAAAGAGAGGUCCCGGUGUCCUCGGCUGGCUCAACGCGACGUAUGUCUGCAGUGCUCUGAGAGAGGUGGCCCUCGCACUGCCGUCUCUGUGGUGCGAUAUCGAAUGCUCUGAGCUCCAUCCCAACUUUCGAGACAUCGUUGAAGCUCGAUCUGCCAAUCAGCCCCUCCGCUAUGAUUUAGACUUUGAUGGCGAUACACUUAAACGUUCCAUUGACUUCACUCAGAUGUGGCUUACGCCGUCUGCUUGCAGUCAUCUUCGCAGCUUGAGACUGGGCGAUAUCCACAAAGAGAGCCUGCAAGAAAUCAUUGGAUCCAUCCCAUAUUUACCCGAAUUGAAAGAGUUUUCCCUCGGCCUUUGGAAUUAUGCAGAAGAACUUCUCGUAGACGUCAAGCUUCCCCUCGCUUCCCCUCACCAACUUUCGCGCCUCAGCUUUCAAGACUGCAUGCCACCUUUAUCAUCUCCUAUGUUCUCUUCAGAAAUUACCCAUCUUUCCUUCUCAUGGACGUCGACUUCCAGGGCCCCCGUCGUUCUUGUUGAUGACAUACUGGACAUGAUUUGCUCUCUGCCACAACUAGAGCAAUUACGACUCAGUUGUACGCCAGCGAGUGAUGACACGGCAAUCUCCGACGCUCCUACAUCGGCGACUCGCCGUCGCUUGUUACCACCGACCUUUCGUCGAUUGGAGUGCGUGUUAGGAGAUGAAAACGACGGCGUCCACUCGGCCUUCGAGAUUUUAACUCGUAUCAAAUUUUCACGUGGGGUUGAAGUCGUUUUGCUGGAUAGCAACGAAUAUGAUUACUACUACACCUGGGGCGACGAAGGUACACAAAUCGCCAGUCGCCUCGUCCGCCUUGCGAAUAUGGCGUGUUGUGUCAAUUGCGAUCUUCAUCGCUCAUGUUGGGGCCUCCUCCUUACAGUCGCCGAGGCAUACAUUCUACUUGGAGAUGACGUAUCUUGGUCUACCGAACACCUGCGCUCACCAGAUGACACGCGUUCAUGGACUACAGACCGCGCGGACAGCUCUCUCAUACGCAUUGGACGGAACGCAUGCUACAAUGACAAGGUCACCGCCGGCGACCUCGACGGACUCGCCCAGUUGCUUCCUCUCGAAACCCUCGCAUACUUCACCCUCAGUGGGACUAUCAUACGCAGACUAUCAGAAAAACAUCAGGAAGAUCGUAUACAAAUCGUGGAAAAACUCCUCUCCGCGCCGGGAAUCCGUCAUUUGGCGAUAGCGAUUAUCGCCCAAGCUGCCACUCUCCUCGAGAAACUAGUUCGGACAGUCCACAAGCAUGACGAUUGUGCCUCUAUACCACUUCCAUCGCUCGAAUCCAUCCACUUGUACGUGGACGCUAAGGUUGACGACUUCGAUGACCCAGGUACCAAGGACGCCCUCGCACCGGUCUUCAGCGCCCUGGUCGCUGCUGUGAACUCACGCCAGCAUUGUAACAAGGCCGUGCGGGAAAUCCGUGUUGACCGCAAGGUAUGGGCAAUGUACUCGUGGGAAGAGGGGCUGCAUGGCACCAGCGUAGUGGUCGUGUAG